CACCGUUAAAUCUGCCAUCUUCUUCUUCUCCUCCUCCUCUUUCCAGUUUUAUCGUGGGGAGGCGCAUUCAUUGCCGAUGUGAUCAGGGGGGAUUUUGGAAAGAAAUUGCUCACUGUUCACGGGGGUGCAUUGGUAAUAUGGGAAGAAAGAGAGGGUCCAUCUGCAAAAGGGACGGUGGCGCGUUUAAGCGAAGGCGAGGCGGCGGAUCGGACGACGAAGAGUACGUCUUUGGGGAAGAGGAGGAGGAGCAGAGCUUGGACGACUCGCUCGCCGGAGAUGCCACCGAGGAGGAGUUUGAGUAUGGGGAGUCCAGCUGUGGCUCUGAGUUGGAGCCGGACUUCGAGUACGACGAGGAGGAGGAGGAGGAUCGGAAUGAGGCUGACGAUGAGGAGGUGGUGGCAUGGGAGGAGGUCGAUGCGGGCAGUGUGAUGGCGCGUAUCGGGAGGGGGAAGCGAUCUAGGGGUUCGGUCCAGGUGGAUGCCGAGGCGGAGUUGGAUGAGGGUUUGGUUAGAUCUCGCCGGCGGAACGCUACGGUUUUGGAUUAUGCUGAGGACGAGGAGGAGGACGAUGGCCACGAUGAAGACUUCCUGCCGGAUGACGGCGAGGAUGACGACGUUGAUGACGAAGAUAUCGAGCCUUUCCAAAAGAGGCGGAAAUUUAAGUCUUCCAAGCCAAAGUUAAAGAAGAAACUGCAAGGAAGAGGACCAGAUGACUACGAGCAAUUAUUCGAUUAUGAUGUAUCCAAUUUCGAUGAGGGAUUUAUUGCAAACAAUCCAAUCGCAUUGAAUAAGAGUAGGAACAAGAUCAAGAAUGCAGAGCGCAGGAAGAGAUUGCUGGUUGUAUCAGACUCAGAAUCUGAUUCCUUAAUGUUUGAAGGACCGUUGAAGAACAAGGACAUUUGUAGGAGGCAGUGUAGGGAGAAUGUAGGCGAAGAAUUCGGAAAGCAGCGUUGUGGGAUCUGUUUGUCAGAGGAUCAGAAGAGGACGGUUCAAGGGAAAUUGGAUUGCUGUGCUCAUUUCUUCUGCUCUGCAUGUAUAAUGGAGUGGUCGAAAGUGGAGACCCGUUGCCCAGUUUGCAAGCGUAGGUUUUCGACCGUCACCAAGACCUCGAAGUUGGAUCCUAUGUUCGGCAUGAACAAGGUUGUGAGAGUUCAAACACGGGAUCAGAUUUACCAACCUUCAGAAGGAGAAAUUAGGCAAAUGCUGGAUCCAUAUGGAAAUAUUGUGUGCACGGAAUGCCAACAAGCUGUAGACGAUCACCUCAUGUUGCUAUGCGAUAUUUGCGAUUCUUGUGCUCAUACAUAUUGUGUUGGUCUCGGAAGGGAAGUACCAGAAGGCAAUUGGUAUUGUGAUUGCUGUAGGUCUACCACUACCGUAUCAUCAUGUAUGCAAAAUCAAGACACUUUCUCUGGGGGAGUUCCUAAAAGUUCCUUAACACAUGGCUAUGAAGCGGUAGAAGAUGCUGCGCAUAUCCAUUCCAAUUCAUAUUCUCAACCAUCUGGAUCCUUUCCACGUCUGAUUGCAUCUCAAAGAAUGGAUCUGAAUGCCCCUCCUACAUUAGACGAUGAUUAUGCAGCAAUAUACCAGGUUACCGGUGUUGGCGGAUCAACUUUAUCUGAAAGACGUGCAAUACAUCAACAGAUACGCAUCUUGUUAUCUAACAGUAGACCGCGGCAGAUGAUUCAUCAAAAUGAUGUAUCCAAUGACAAAGUGGAAGGUAAUGCUACACCACAAGAGGUUCAACAAAGCGAGUUUACAAACUAGAAGAAAAUAUCUUGAAUGAUUGGUUUCUUCUUGCGGAAAAAAAAAAGAGCCUUUCUUUGAUUCUUGUCUGUGCUUCAAUCUAGGAACUGUUCUACUGGACAUGUGGUUGAGUAUAGAAAUGAAAGAACAAAGACAAAGUAAACAACAUUGGUUGGUAGAAAAAAAAUGGUAAGAUAAUUUUGUGGGCAAAUGUUUAUCUUGUAUUGAACAGUUCUAUGGCUAUCAGGGUUUCUGUGAGUAUAAUUUGACAAUAGGGAAGUUGAGAGAUGGCACAAAGCCAGGUUAGACCAUGCUUUCUUUUGGCAUAAUGUUGUAUGACGGAUUCCAUGUACUCAUCUCUUACCAAAAUCAUGACCAGUAUUCUUUGAUAG
Molecule: messenger RNA, 2134 nt
Organism: Zingiber officinale
Lineage: Eukaryota; Viridiplantae; Streptophyta; Magnoliopsida; Zingiberales; Zingiberaceae
Exons: 2
Coding region: 138-1763 (541 amino acids)
Source: RefSeq, a predicted model, not a curated record